Molecule: messenger RNA, 2259 nt
Organism: Fibroporia radiculosa
Lineage: Eukaryota; Fungi; Basidiomycota; Agaricomycetes; Polyporales; Fibroporiaceae
Exons: 16
Coding region: 1-2259 (752 amino acids)
Source: RefSeq, a predicted model, not a curated record
AUGGAGGACACGGAAUUCUUAGCUUUCGGUCUGCCUGGGGCACUCCUUGCCGACGACCCAUCGCUGGACAAUGCUUCACAACAUAGUACCUCCGGGGGCAAUAGAUUCUCAAUGGGCGGUUUACUGCUGAAUGAAGAAUCCUCGUCAGAGAACUUGCGUAGUAACCAAUGCCGGAGGAUAGCGCAGAUUGGGCCAGAAUGCGUGCAUAAACUUGAUGGAAGUGCUACGCGGGAUGUGUUUGUGCUGAAUGGGCUGCUUUGCGAAAGCGUCGAAGAAGCUGAAGUGGAGGGUGAUUCCCGGGCACCACGAGCAACUGAGACGGUGGUAGAAUCUGUCAGCUCUCAAUCGCAAGAAUUUCCCGAAAUCAGAGACCUCCUGAGGCCAUAUGCUCGAGCUCAUGCAGGUCUUACAGAGUCUCACAGUUCGUAUAAAUCUUCAACCCCACCGCUUUCCUUACGGGCAUCUACUUUCGACGGGCAGACAGUUUUUCUGAGACGUAAAUCUCGUCGGAAAGAGUGUGGGGCUUCUCAUAUAACUGCUGAUCCUACCAGUGGUGGUUCAGGCACAGGAAGGCAAUACUAUAGUAAACUGCUUGAUGUACCAAUACAUCGUCUCCUGGAUCAAUUGGCAACCGAAACAGCCAUGAAAUUUUCUCACUCUGAUGCUCGAUCCGCUCAAGUCAUAGAGGAAAGACUUCGCCCUAUACUGGAGACGGGAUGUACUGUCGGAAGUACCAAACCUACCUUAGCCGUCAUCGAUGAAAUUGACGGUGCGACUGGUGGUUCGGACAAUUCAGCCGGCUUCAUUCAGAAGCUGAUUUCAUUGACGUAUGACAAACCAAGAAAGAAAGGCAGGAAAAUCGAUCCGAAGGCGUCUCGUCCCCUUCUACGGCCAAUCAUAUGUAUUUGUAACGACUUAUAUGCAAGUUCUCUCACGAAGCUGCGCGCAUAUGCGCGCGUUAUCCGAUUUUCUCGGCCAAACGAUAUACACCUAGUUCGAAGAUUGCGGGAUAUCUGCGAAAUCGAGGGCUUGCGAACCGAGUCACGGGCGUUGACGACACUAGUUGGAGUAGCUCAAGGUGACCUGCGAGGAUGCCUUAAUAUGCUACAGCUCAUGAAGGCCCGCGGUCGAGACGUCACCGAACCUGCCGUGCGCACAGCUACAGCUGGGAUGAAAGAGACGGAAGCAUCGCAAACAUCAGUCCUCAAUGAUCUCUUCACUCCCAUGCCGCGGAGACGUGCGAAGGAGCUGGGAAUCACCGAAGAGGAGGAAGCCCGUUAUGUAGGCCGGCUCAGUCGUGAAAUCGAGAGUAGUGGAACACUGGACAGGAUCGCAUCAGGCAAGUACCCUGUACCCUCAAACUAUUGGUUGACUGCUUACGAUGUCAUGUCGGGCGAGAUGUGGAGCGAGCGCGAGUAUGCGCUGAUGCAAUACCUUCCAUACAUGCUAGUUGCCUUCUAUCCUUUAUUCCAAGAAAGGGGAGGGUGCAAGGUGGAACGUCCCAAGGUCGACUAUGAAAACUAUGUGAUCACCAAAGCGAACGAAGAGAUCUAUAAAUCCUUGGUGCAUUGUCUGUGUUCUGCUGCUGCGCGCAAUGGUGGUGACUACAGACACUUCGCAAGCGAAUCAGUUCUCCGAUUAGAAUUUGUGCCCUUGGUUAACCGAAUCAUUUCUCCCCCUCUCAAACCGGCAAGUCUCAUCACCGUCAAUCGUCAGAUUAUUCGCCCUGGAGAAAGGGCGGUCUUGGAUAGGCUGGUCAACAUCAUGGUCUCUAUGGAGCUCCGAUUUGUGCAAGAAAAGAUGGAGGACGGUCAACUCAUGUUUAGACUAGAUCCACCUAUAGAUGUCUUUGUUACCUAUGAUGGAAAGCGAGCCGCAGAUAUCGCUGUCUCAAAGUAUGCUGUCAGGCAUUUAGUGGCGACUGAGAUUGACGCACGCCUAGUGUCAAUACAGGCUGAUGCCGUUGAAAGGAGUAAACCAAGUAAAGCAAGCUUCUUCAAGAAGGGCUCCAAAAACCGCGACGCGGACGAGGAGGAGCCUGAACUAAUCACCAGCAAACGUGUCCGACAAGAGCAAUCAAAGCCUGAAGAAAAGAUCGCUGUUGACUUUUUCGGGAGGCCCAUCACUUCCGCUUCGGGAAGUAACAACAAGAAACCCGCGAGCAAGAAAGUCAUUCAGCAAUAUCGGGUAAAGUUUCGGUUCCGCGAGGGUAACUCCGCUGCUGUACGAAAGCAGGUAAAGGUCGGGGCUUUCCUUUGA